AUGGACCACUCCCCCUCUAUGAACCUGUCGGUGGUGAGUGGAGACGAGGUGGAGGACCAGCGACCCCUCCUCCCGCCCAGGACGGUCCCUCCACCUCAGGCCUGCUCUCCGCAGUGUGGGAUUCACCACACGAUCCAGAUGUCGGCCGAUCACACCGUGUGGCUGGACCGAACCCAGGCCAUGGCCACCACCCCUCUGUACAACGGCCACCUGUACGUCACGACUUCCCCUCGCUCCAGACAGAGAGGAGGCAAAGCCAAAGGCAAAGAGAAGAAAUGUGGGAAAAGAUCCGGGGGGAGCAAACAGACCCCGGGAAACAAGGAGAGGAAUCAACAGUGCAAAGUUAAAAACGUAGAUUCAAACAAACUUCAAGAAAGAGUCACUUCUUUCACUGAUGUCCCUGCUUCUCCCUGCCGGUCCCCCUUCAGGGGCCCCUGCAGGUCCCAUCUAGACAUCAAGGAGGUGGAGGGCCGAGGCAGCGUCUGUUUGGAGAUGCACGACCGCCAGAGUCUCCCCGAGAUCAUCAUCACCAGCAAAGAUGACGACGUCCAGUCACAAAACGAGACGUCCCGGUACCAUCAGGACCCGUCACACCCUAAAGGCCUGCUGCCGGGGGCAGAGUGUCCCAGUCCCAGCUCCAGCACCAGCUCCAGCACCGGUACCAGUCCUCCAUCCAGCCCAAAGAACAAGGCGGACGGCAAGGACGACCACUACUGGAAGACCCACAGCAUCGGCUGGCGGCUGGUCCGCAGGAGGGCUCUGUUCCUGAGGAGGCAGCAGCUGAACGACUGCGCCUUGGCGGUGGGGAUAUUCGGGGUGGUGCUGAUGGUGAUGGAGACUGAGCUCUCCUGGAGCGUCUACAGCAAGAGCUCCAUAUACUCCCUCACACUCAAGUCCAUCAUCAGUUUGUCCACGUUCAUCCUGCUCAGCUUAAUCGUGGGGUACCACUGCUGUGAGGUGCAGCUCUAUGUCCACGACAUCGGCUCGGAGGACUGGCGCAUUGCCAUGACGAGCGACCGCCUGGCUCUGAUCGCCCUGGAGCUGGCGGUGGUGGCCAUACAUCCCUACCCCGUGGGCCUGCUGUCCUACCUCCAGCAGACCACGUCCGACAUGCCGCUGUCGGAGACGGAGCUGGAGAUCGUGCUGGCUCUGCCCAUGUUCUUCCGGCUCUACCUGCUGGGCCGCGCCAUGAUGUUGCACAGCCGCCUCUUCACCGACACCGCGUCCCGCAGCAUCGGAGCGCUCAACAAGAUCCACUUCAACAACCGGCUCGUGGGGAAAACUCUGAUGACGACGUACCCCGGCACCGUGCUGAUGAUUUUCAGCGUUUCUCUGUGGCUCGUGGCAGCGUGGGGUUUACAUGUGUGUGAGAGACACCACAACUACAGAGACCUUAGCAGCAACUACAUGGAGGCGCUGUGGAUGGUCUCUGUCACAUUCCUGUCCAUAGGCUACGGAGACGUGGUUCCUCACACCUACUGUGGACGCAGCAUCUGCCUCCUCACUGGUAUAAUGGGAGCCGGCUGCACCGUGCUGGUGGUGGCGGUGGUCGCCAGGAAGCUGGAGCUGUCACGAGCAGAGAAGCAUGUUUACAACUUCAUGAUGGACUCACACAUCUCGAAGAGGCAAAAAAUUGCUGCGGCGAAUGUGCUGAGAGAGACUUGGCUCAUCUACAAACACACCAAGCUGUCCAGAGAAAGAGACAACAGCCGAGUCCGCAUGCACCAGAGGAAGCUGCUGCUGGCCAUCCAACGGCUGCGUCAGGUAAAGCAGGAGAAGAGGACACUUGCAGACCAAAGCAACUCAUUAGUGGACCUCGGCAAGGUGAGAGAGAUGGAGUCCCUGAUGUACAACGUGCUGGCCGAGGUGCAGGGCUGCAGGGGGGAGCUGGACUCCCACAUCCACAGCCUUGAGAAGAACGUGGAGGAGCUGAGGGAGGGCUUCAGGGGCCUGAUGCCGCUCCUGUCCAACACCCUCUCCACACAGAACUCCUCCAUCCGCCACCUGCUCAGGGAGAGGGAGGCGAAGGCCGAGGCGGCUAGCGUGAGUGGGAGCGACAGGUAGAGGAGGCUCUGAGCUGGAGGCUUCUCAAGGUGUAAUGCAUGGUUAAUUGUUAAGAACCUUGGUAGACCAUUUUCUGUAUUGACAUCCCAUCCAAAUUUAGAAAUUCACUUUUCAUGACGGGUUUUUUUUAAAUCACCCCUGGAGUAACUGAAAAUCAAGAUGUGCAACCAAACUGAAACUCAGCAUGCAUCUGCUCUGACAGGUGAACCAUUUGAGUAUAAGACAUUAUGAUUCAAGGUUCAAGUUCUCAAAUGAAUAUUUUAAAUUGUGGACAUGUUAUCCCAAAAUGUUUUUUUCUAAGCAAGGACCCAGAAAAGAUUAUAAAUAUUCCAGGGACCCACUAAUGUGGAAUGUUUUUACACUUCGUUCUGAAAGAACACAAGUGAAAUUCAGAACUUGACACCUCCUCCUACGACUGACUGACUUUACUGAGCACGGGGAGAAGGUCACUGAGGCGACAGCAUAAUCUACACUCGAGAAGAAAACGAUUUGAUGAUGAAACGAGUCACACUGACUUCCUCCAACAGCAACAUGAGAUCUUUACAGUAACUAGUGAUAAAUGUUCUCAGCCUUCGAAAGGGGGGAGCCAAUGGUCUAGCUCAACCCUUCUGCAAGCUGAGGUUAAUCUGGCACUGGAAUGAGAUUGGAAGACCACGAGAGAGGAAGUCCAGUCACUUGGCAGUGCAGCCCACGUCACACAUAUUAGAUAUUAGACAUGUAUACCCAUGACUAUAAAUAACUGUUAAUUAAAAUACAAAGUGAGAAACUCAAAGAUGAAAUGGUUUAACUCAAUCAGUAUUUUUAACCAGAUUUAAUAAAUAACUUACGAAAUGAUAAACUGUUAAGUAUUAAAAACAAAAGAUUCACCUCAGAGUUAUGUCCUCAAAUCCAGAUUCCACACCUG
Platichthys flesus (European flounder) is the source of this 2968-nucleotide messenger RNA. Its product is annotated as small conductance calcium-activated potassium channel protein 1-like. Gene Ontology annotation, cellular component: neuronal cell body; neuron projection; plasma membrane. The transcript is spliced from 9 exons. NCBI's taxonomy places the organism in Eukaryota, Metazoa, Chordata, Actinopteri, Pleuronectiformes, Pleuronectidae. The record is from RefSeq and is a predicted model, not a curated record. The coding region runs from base 1 to 2064 and encodes 687 amino acids. Gene Ontology annotation, molecular function: calmodulin binding; small conductance calcium-activated potassium channel activity. Gene Ontology annotation, biological process: potassium ion transmembrane transport.